CGUACUUAAAGACGCGCGCCGCGUCGCCGCUCGUCCCAGCUGCCUGCGGCGUCAUGCGUGUGUCGGCGGUUGCGGUUCGCUGGCUGGCGCUGCUGUGUCUGUGUCUGUGCCCGGGCCCGGCUGCGCGCUGCGCAGAGCUCACGGACGAGAACCGCCCCUACGAGUUCGGCUUCACCAUCCAGGGCCAGCAGCACCGCCACGAGAUGAAAGACUCAGAAGGCAUCAUUAAAGGUGAAUUUGGAUUCAUCACUGCUGAUGGAAUUUAUCACGUAACCGUGUACGCAACAGAUAAGAAUGGAGACUUCAUAAUUUUGAGCAUGAAAAACAUACGUGUCUCUCCACCGCUGGAUGGCUCAGCUCCCUACAGUCCGUCCCUGCAAGCAAACACUGGAAGCAGACAGUCUGCAGGCAGCCUCGCGCCGACCACCUCCCAACCAGCCACUCCAGCUGUGAAGGUGUUCACCGGCUGCAGUGGCUGCAAAGUCCCGGUCACUCUCUCGCCGCGUGAUCCAGGAAAUUCUCCCAAAGUAGAGCCUCAAAUACCACCGAAGCAAAGUAAUAUUUACACCCCAUUCCCACCUGUAUUUGCUACAAACCAUUUUCCUCCAUCUUCAACCCAGUCAAAUGUACCGAUUGCCAACACGGGUGUCCGCGAUACUGCCAUGAACGUUAAGACGCCGUUUAGCGAUAUUAAUAGAGAUGUGCCAUCGAUUGCCCAAACCGAAGCUAGUCCUCUCCCGGGAAGGGUUAACUUCCAAUCCAUAGACAGGUUUACAACUAAACCUACAUUUUUACCACCGCAGUCAAUUAGUAAAGAGGACCCCCGGACAUCUACAACUUCACCUUACGCCGUAGGGCAAUACCAAACAGCGGUUCCAGCAACAUUCCCUUCAGAUAAUGGGCAGCAACCUAAACCAGUGCCAUUUUUCGAGCAAGCCUUUCCGGCUCAAGGAAAUAAACCAAUAGCAGGACCGCCAUUCAGAGGUAGCACCCCGGUUUCAGGACCAGUGUCAGGUGAAUACGUUCCGUCAUCUAUAAAAGGUGACACAUUUAAUAACGAGUUAACAAACCCCUCUGGAGACCGGAUAAAUAAUGCUUUUGGGUUAACAAACCCCUCUGGAGACCGGAUAAAUAAUGCUUUUGGGUUAACAAAUCCCCCUGGGGACCGGAUAAAUAACUUUGUUGGGUUAACAAACCCCUCUGGAGACCGGAUAAAUAAUGCUUUUGGGUUAUCAAAUCCCCCUGGAGACCAGAUAAAUAACGUUUUUGGGUUGACAAACCCCUCUGGAGACAGGAUAAAUAAUUUUGAUUCAUCUCAUGAAAUACAGCAAAAAAAUAGUUCUUUCACCAAUUUAGAUGGAUCCUCUUUCGGUGUUGAAAAGGAUGGUCUUCCGCCUGGAAUAACAGAAGAAGAUAUUAUGGCACUUUUGUACAAAUUUAAUUAUACUGUUGGUUUCCAUGGUCAUUAUGAGUCGGGCUACAGAAAUGGAAAUAAGUUGGGAGGCUACUUUUCGAAUGGAAGAGAUGGUUUCGGCAGAAAUGUUCAAUACGUCGCAAAUGAGUUUGGUUACCAACCAAACAUUACAUUAGUCAACCUAGGUUUGGAAUCUAAAGACACUCCGAAAGAAGAAACUGAGAAACAGUUUGGUUUGAAAGGUUAUGAGUUCAAAUGGUUCUUCAGAAGGUAGCGAUAUAUUUUUACCCCUUUGUUCUAGAGGAAUGUUUCUAACAAAAUAUCCCUCACCAUCAAAACCUUUUUUAGGUGGAGAAAACAAUUUUUUUACUCAAGACAUUUCUGUUGAAUUAAACAAAAAAAAUUAACUAAUGAAACGCCGACAUUUAUUUUACUAAUGCUAUGUUGAUGGUUCUACAUUAGCAGCCCUGAUGGUAAAUUUUUAUGAUUAAUUACGAACAAUUUUUAUCCUAUAGUUGUAAUUUACAAUGCAUUACUAUACCACUGCAUGUAGAAUAAAUAUAAGUUUGUCGACCACUUUUAUUGUUAAUGUAAAAUUAAAACGAAGAUCAGCACUGUGGCUUUCAUUUCACAAAUUACAGCUAAAGAACAUCAGAAUUUAAAGCUAAAGUAAACUCCCUGCCCUUGUGUAAAACGAAGUUCCAGUAGUCGCCAAAUUUCAGUGAUCCACACAGUAUAUCUGAAAUUCUACAUUUAAAACCUAUAAAAAAAAGUACUACUUCAAAUCUCAGUAAGCUUUUUGAAGAAAAAAAUAAAUUCAAUUUAAAAACUGGAAUUAGUGAAAUGCUUUUACUUUUCUUUUUAGUACACACUGAUUGAUUACUAGGUCUUACAAUUGUAUUCUUUCCGCAUAUUCUGCAGUUUUGUUGUACUUGUAUUUAUUUGUAUUUGAAGUAGCUUGUUUUGUAAAAUUAAUUUUUCAUCUGUAUCGAACAGUAUUUUGUGGUUGACAUAAAAUGUUAAAUUUACUUAUCAGUAAGAGAGAAGUUAACACAUAUAUUUUAAUGUAUAUAGUAAUUUUUUUAAUUGUAUUUUUAUAUUAAGUUUAGCGACUAACUCAUUGCUUUUUACCUUUUAAUUACCGGUUUUGAGGAUGUUUUCUUGCCGCUAACUAAUUGCUUUCUCUCCUGUCAUAUUUUCUACACGUAUGUAAUAUUAAAUCUGUGUAAUUUUAACACAUAUGUAUCCGUUUUGAGUGCAUUUUUGGUUUUUAAAUAUUUGAGUUUUCACGCCAUAUUUUCUUUGACACAACUUGCUAUUAAUACCCGUCAAUUUAGCUUGCUGAACGCCAAGUGUUUCCGUGUGAAUCGCACGCCUAAAGACGGUGCUGUUAUUUAAGCACAGGCAUUGAACUUUAAGAAACUGUGAUUAUGUGCGUUGAGUUUUCGCAGCACUGUUUUUUGCUACACUAUGAAGUUCCUCAGUUCGUGUUUAUUCAGGUUAUUUAUUACACGGGUUUCAAACUUUCUGUGUCUAUCAGGAGUCACAGACAUUUUAAUGUUAUUAAUUUUAAAUAAACAUAGAUAGCAGCCGUUUGAAAUUCGACGAAAAACAUGUCUGAAAGCUUAUGUAUUUCUUGUAUUACCUCUAGUGUAUUUUUGUGAAACCAUUUAUUUUACAAGAAUCUUUUGUGGAAGACGACUUAGGCAAUUUUUUUUUCGUAACUAAAGCACAGGGAAAAAGCAGCUAUUUGCAGAUACAGUAAAAUAAACAUGACUUGAAAUGUUUUCAAAUUUAAAACAUUUAAGUUCAGAAUGUGACUUUGUAUGAUUUGAAAAGUGUUUAUAGUCGUGUUAUGAACAGUAUAGUUUUUUUUUGUUUUGUUUUGGAAGCACAGUUGUGUUGUUAAAUUAUAAAAUGAAAAAUAUACAGUAUUAACAAAAAUCAUAACUUGUACCUACUCAAAUUUCUAUGAAUGUUAGCUUAAGAAAAUAUUUAAGUAAGAACACUUCAUUUCUCAAGCUAUAUAGUUACUAGCAGUUGAUAACUGUACUCAAACAAAGCUAUCUCUCAUGGCAGCGUAAAAAUAUGCUUUCAGAUUUAAUAUGGUGUGUUAACACUGGAUCAGACACACAAUAAUAAACAUUGACUGUCAAAAC
Molecule: messenger RNA, 3573 nt
Organism: Bacillus rossius redtenbacheri
Lineage: Eukaryota; Metazoa; Arthropoda; Insecta; Phasmatodea; Bacillidae
Gene: l(3)mbn
Product: protein lethal(3)malignant blood neoplasm 1
Exons: 4
Coding region: 54-1688 (544 amino acids)
Cellular component (GO): chitin-based extracellular matrix
Molecular function (GO): structural constituent of chitin-based larval cuticle
Source: RefSeq, a predicted model, not a curated record